Messenger RNA from Dermacentor andersoni, 2796 nucleotides. Its product is annotated as beta-galactosidase-like. Gene Ontology annotation, molecular function: beta-galactosidase activity. NCBI's taxonomy places the organism in Eukaryota, Metazoa, Arthropoda, Arachnida, Ixodida, Ixodidae. Gene Ontology annotation, biological process: carbohydrate metabolic process. The record is from RefSeq and is a predicted model, not a curated record.
CGAGAAAGCCGCCAAGCUCACAUUGCAGGCAGGCUCGGACGAGACGAAAGCCAUCGGCACGAGCUCAGCGCCGUUGGCAUGGCUCGUCUGACCGCGCUGCUGACACUGGUAACGUCGCUGCUCGCGUGCUCCAACUGCGACUCAAGCAGCCCCUCGUUCACCGUCGACUAUGCCAACAACCAGUUCCUCAAGGACGGCCAGCCCUUCCGCUACAUUUCGGGUUCCCUGCACUACUUCCGCGUCCCCAGGGCGUACUGGCAGGACCGCAUGGAAAAGAUGAGACUCGCUGGCCUCAACGCGCUUCAAACGUACGUGGAAUGGAGCGGCCACGAACCGGAACCCGGAAAGUUCAACUUCGAGGGCGACUACGACCUGAAAGCUUUCUUGGACACUGCGAAAAAAGUCGGGUUGUUCGUGAUCUUCAGACCGGGCCCGUACAUAUGUGCCGAAAGGGAUAACGGUGGCUUGCCCUACUGGCUCCUGAGGUUGAACCCGAACAUGAAGUACAGGUCGUCGGACCCUUCCUACCUCUCCCGCGUGGACAAGUUCUUCAGCGUUCUGUUGCCGAUGGUCGAACCGUACCUCUACAGGAACGGUGGUCCCAUCAUCACCGUGCAGGUGGAAAACGAGUACGGCAGUUACAUUUAUUGCGACAAGGCUUACAUGCGACACUUGGUCAACGUUACCCAACGCUACCUCGGGCAAGACGUCGUUCUUUUUAGGACUGACGGUGUGAGCGACGCCAUCUACAGGUGCGACAGCGUCGAAGGACCGCUAGUGACAGCUGAUUUCGGCUCGAACGUGAACGUGGACGUAAUGUUCGAAAUCGUCAGGAGGGCCAUGAAGCGAGGUCCGCUCGUGGUCACGGAGUACUAUCCCGGAUGGUUAGACCACUGGGGUAGCCCUCACGCCAAAGUCGACCAGGGGCUCGUGAUGAAGACCUUCGAGAAGAUCCUGCAGUACAACGCGUCGGUCAAUUUCUACAUGUUUCACGGAGGAACCAACUUCGGAUUCAUGAACGGCGCCAAUCCGCCCCCGCAGCCGACGAGCUACGACUACGGAGCGCCUCUGACCGAAGCCGGCGAUCCCAACGACACCUACUUCAAGAUACGGGAAGUUGUCGGUCGCUACCUGCCACUUCCGAACGGAACGCUUCCCGUUCCGGCUCCCAAGUUGAAGCUGGGCGCCGUGAACCUGGACUCUUGCGCACCGCUUGACGCUAUCCGUGAUUUCUUGCGCCAACAUGGGUACGUCACACCCGUCGUGUCUCACCGACCACUGACGUUUGAAGAGCUCGGUCACGCGUACGGUUACGCUGUGUACACGACACAGGUUUCAUUUCGGCCGGCAAGCCCCGCCGACUUGGCUGUUCCGGGCAUUAAGAACAGGGGAUACGUGCUCACUGCACAGACGCGGACGGUGGUGAGCACAGAUCAGCUCGUGUACAGCGCACCCGUGGUGGUGCGGCGUGGCGAGAACAUCACCAUUCUCGUCGAAAACACAGGCAGGAUCAAUUACGGAGCCGGGAAUCACGACAUGAAGGGAAUCAUCUCCAACGUCACCCUGGACAACCACGUGCUCUCUGGCUGGACCAUGGAGCCGCUGCCGAUGGACAAUUCCAGUGUGUUGACACAUCUGACAGAGGCAUUGGAUAUUUCGAACGUAGUGCCACGAUGUUCUCAACCUUCCGAGUGUUACGGCAACUUGCCGCACGUAGGGCCCCAGUGCUCGGCUCCCGCUGCGUUCUUCGGGACAUUCAUGCUGCCCGAAGGUCAGAAGCCAUUGGACACCUUCCUAGACCCGACGGGUUGGGGUAAAGGCGUGGCCAUUGUCAACGGCUUCAAUUUGGGUCGGUACUGGCCCAGCAUCGGCCCACAGGUGACCCUGUACGUUCCCGGAGUGCUGCUCCGUCCACAUCCGGAGACGAACACCAUCCUGCUCUUCGAGACCGAGUCCGCGCCGGCAGGCAACAGGACCGUCAGUUUCGUGGACGUGCCAAACAUCGACGGCCCCGUGCCGGGCUACACAGGGCGCUUGGGAGCCUAGCUCUGCACGUGCGGCGGUUUGCACGUGCAAGCACGGAUAUAUGGGCUUCGAAAUUUUAAACGAAAGACGACCAUGCUCGCACGAACAAGUGCUUCGCAUCGUAGGAGCCAGGCUAAGGAAAGGCACAGACUCUGUCCAGAAGUAUUGAAGUCACUUCACGCAAUACCGUACAUGCCGUGGGCCGGCACAGUGGGAUCUCGGCAAAGCCUUCAUUAACUUAAACCCAAAGAAACUGAGAAAGGUGCCCUAAUUUGCCGUAAGGAUCCCGCGGCUGUUGCAGCCAGAAAAACACAUUUUGUAAUUUUGUUUAUUUUGGGUUCCCGGACGUAUGAAGAAGCUCAUCGGCAGGUUUGUUUGAAAUCUAUGCCGCAGAAAACAAUGGAAAUGCCUCCUCUCCUCAUGACGGUGGCUUGCACUCAUCGUCGAGAACACCCAAGAAACAAAAGACGGAGUGAAUGCCCACGUUAGAAAGUUCGUGUUUCACGCGUUUCAAUCAUGAGAGGUCUUGCAGCGAAAAUACACGAGGCCGCAAAGUAAGAACCAAAAAUGGAAAGGCAUGAUUUGGCUGCGAAGCCCUUGUCUGCAAGUGCAUGCAAGGUCGCAGGACUGCUCUAAAGCCGAAAAAUAAAAGCGAUGACUUGAAACGAUUGCCGCAGAGCAGGUAGGAAUUGAAGAGGAGGGUCGAGCAUAUGGUUCGGGGCACUCUGAUGACUUAUUUUUGGCGUGAAAAUAAAAAUGCGUGUUCAGAAA